This is a messenger RNA of Elaeis guineensis (African oil palm), 2004 nucleotides long. Its product is annotated as mannan endo-1,4-beta-mannosidase 2-like. The record is from RefSeq and is a predicted model, not a curated record. Lineage: Eukaryota; Viridiplantae; Streptophyta; Magnoliopsida; Arecales; Arecaceae. Gene Ontology annotation, biological process: polysaccharide catabolic process. Gene Ontology annotation, molecular function: mannan endo-1,4-beta-mannosidase activity.
CUCUAAUAGACCUUGUUGUAAUCCACCCUCCGCACAAGCCAAUAAUAUAAAGGCAUCCAAGGUCACCAGAACUCUCCUACACUAUUCUACCCUCAUCUCCCUUCCUGCAUUUCUCUAGGUUGCACAGCUUGACUCUAGAUUCAGCAUCUGGCAUCAGUUGGCACUACCGAAGUCCAGUUGUUCUUGGUCAGAAAGGUCAUGUGAUUGCUCUGGUGAAGGGCAGACUUCUUUUUCUGGGGUCUUGUGCAGUGACCGAGAAUGAAGAGCCUUUGAGUGCACCAAAGUCCUGUGAGCAGCUUUUCCUUUCUUUUAUAUAUUUUUCUUUAGUAAACUAGAUCUGGGGACACGGAGCAUCUUUGUCACCUAGUUGCCCAAGGCUUGGGGCUGGGGACUCCUUUCCCCUUUGGAUUCUCUGAUAUUAAGAACAUUGUAGUGGAGAUAGCAGGGGUUACCAAGGGAAGUCACUGCCUUGAAAUCAAGAGCUAUUGUUCAAACUAGGUCUCAAGACAAUGUUGGUAAGCAACGGGGUCUUCUAUCCCAUUCUGGGCCUUGCAUCUUGUGUGGCUUUCAUAUACUUGUCCUUUGGGGACUUGGUGGAGUUCCAUUUCCAUUUCAUUGAGCCUAAGAUGAGCUUUGUGGAGAGGAAGGGGACUCAGUUCACUGUGGAUGGGAGGGCAUUCUAUGUGAAUGGUUGGAACUCCUAUUGGUUGAUGGAUCAGGCUGUGGAGGAGAACAGCAGGCCAAGGGUGAGGACAAUGUUCCAGAAUGGGGCAAAGAUGGGGCUUACAGUUUGCAGGACUUGGGCCUUCAAUGAUGGCACCUACAAUGCCUUGCAAGUUUCUCCAGGCCGAUUCGAUGAACGGGUCUUUAAGGCAUUAGAUCGAGUCAUCGUGGAAGCUCGAAGACAUGGCAUCAGGCUGCUCCUUAGUUUGGCGAACAAUUUAGAAGCUUAUGGUGGCAAGACACAGUACGUUAAAUGGGCAUGGGAGGAGGGCAUUGGAUUGAGCUCCUCCAAUGAUUCCUUCUUUUAUGAUCCAUCCAUUCGUAGUUAUUUCAAGACUUACCUGAAGACUAUAUUGACAAGGAAGAAUCACUUGAACGGAAUUCAAUAUAAAGAUGACCCUGCAAUAUUUGCAUGGGAGUUGAUGAAUGAACCACGAUGUAUGUCUGAUGCAACUGGAGACACUCUCCAAGAUUGGAUUGAAGACAUGGCAGCAUACGCGAAAUCAAUAGACAAGAAACAUCUUUUAACAGUUGGACUUGAGGGAUUUUAUGGUCCAACAUGUCCGGAGAAGUUGAGUGUGAAUCCUGGACCAUGGUUCAGCACACUAGGAUCAGAUUUCAUCCGCAAUUCCAAAAUCCCAGAUAUCGACUUUGCUUCAGUUCAUAUUUAUCCUGACAACUGGUUGGUGCAAGCUGGAUUUGAUGAGAAAAUGAAGUACAUCUCCAAAUGGGUGGUCUCUCACAUUGAAGAUGGAGACAGGGUACUGAAGAAACCCAUCCUGUUUACAGAAUUUGGAAUCUCAAACAGGAACAAAAACUUCGAUCACUCCCACCGAGAUGUCUUCUACAAGAACAUUUUUGACAUCAUCCACGAAUCUGCAAAGAAAAAUGGAGCUGGGGCAGGUGCCUUCGUUUGGCAAUUUAUGGUUGAAGGCAUGCAAGAAUACAAUGACGAUUUCGGAAUUGUCCCAUGGGAGAGGCCUUCCAUGUAUCAGCUGAUCAAGGGGCAGUCGUGUCGGCUGGCGUCGCUACAUUACGGGAAGGAUUUGGCAAAGAAAAGUUUUUGGAAAUUCUGUUUAGAGUGAACAAACAAUGUCUCCUCUCAUGUUUUUCUGCUGAAAUCCACAGGGGAAAGCUGAGGUAUGUUUUGGAAGGAUAUAGUUCUUCGGCAUAUGGUCUUUAUGUAAAGUUUUCCUUUGGUCUUAAUACUAGUUAUCACAAAGAGAAUGCAAUAUAUGAAUGAACUUUGAGUGGGAAAUGAAAAGAAUGACUUGUUUUGUU